Molecule: messenger RNA, 4900 nt
Organism: Acanthaster planci (crown-of-thorns starfish)
Lineage: Eukaryota; Metazoa; Echinodermata; Asteroidea; Valvatida; Acanthasteridae
Source: RefSeq, a predicted model, not a curated record
AGAUUUGCAACAUGUAUUUGGAGUUGAACUCGGCUAUCGUAACUUUCUCAAAAUUCUCUAGAAUUUAAUUUCAUUACAUCGUUCUAAUUGGAAUUUGCUUGUAUGUAGUUUUCUGCCAUUCUAUUAUGUCACUUUUCGUUAAGUGUUUAGGUUUAUGUGGAAGCCUUGAACUACACGUUUAGAAAUUCAGGCAUGCACUCAUUAUAAAUACAUUAUUUUUUAUGUUACGCGAACGUCUGGGGAUUUCUUGAUUAUUCUGCCAUUUGUCAAGUAUCAUUCAUGUGAGGAGGAACUUUAUCUGAAGAUGGCAGACGAACUUAGAUAUUUCCAUCGGAGGUGAUUUUACUUUCAGACUGUGAGAACAAAAGAGAAUCGCGGUAAAAGUACCCGGCAGACAUGUCUGCCUCAGCAGACGGGCCCCUGACUAAAGGGGGUUCGUCAAAAUCUAAACGAUCAUUCAUCUCUCGUUUGCCGUCUUUUCGUAAGAAGAAAGUCCCUCCACCACCAGAGUCGGAGCUUGAUGUGCACUUGAAAAGCGCUGAAGAAGAUCUGAACGGCAUCGUGAAAGUACGACCACCGAGCCAGGGGAAAAAUCGCAAAGAGGAUGAUGUGAAACGGAGAUCAAAGACGUCGUCCAUUGUUGCCAGCUACGAGAAGCGGUUGAGCGAUAUGAAAGAGGAGGAGAACAGGUUUAAUGGUAGAAAGGACAAAACAGGAAAGGCGGCCACGCUGGGUCACCAUGGCAACAGUAAGUCGGUUCAUCAGGAUGGGGUUUCAGCUGCAAAGUCAAGUUCACGUUUCGGGUUUGGCUUCACCUGGCAGAAAAUCACCUCUUUUGAAAAUGGGAACACAAAUGGCAAGAAGACGGACGUUGCGAAUGGAAGGAGUAACGGAGAUGAACUAAAUGCAAAUGUCAGGCAUGGUACCACAGGGUCAAGUGUCAGAGAUCACAAUUUGGAAUUAAAUUUACCUCAUGGUUCACCACCAGACAGGGAGUCAACAAGCAGUGUUCGGACCCCGGAGAGCGAUCGCAGCUCCGUCAGCUCAAAUAUGUCAAACAGUAGUGCCAAAGUCUAUGGGCAGCCCAUGCCUUACCGGAGUGUCUUCAGCGAUGAGCCGCGAGGGAUCAAGCGGCAAGCCAGCAGCAGCCAAUCAGAAGGCUUGAACUCAAGCAGCAUUAGCAUGUCCAGAUCCACCUCCCCACUUCAUGACACCACAAAUACGGGAACGCAUCAAGACAUCUCAGGCAAGCAGUUGCAGUUGAACAGUACUUUCACAAAAGAUAACGGAACUGGGAAUUUGAGCCCCGAUAUCAUCAACAGGACAUUUCCGAUUGAAGAAUCCCCAACGUGCAUUGUGAACAGAACCUUCAAGCUUGAGCCCGCUGAAGACAGCAGAAUUACAAGUCAGAGCUCUGAGCCAACUGUCAGUAGGGAAUUACCGAAUGAAGCCCUGCAGUUGAGCCUGAAGGAAAAACCAAUUUCCUGCCCCGCAGCUGAGCCUCCCAGAAGCGGGACAGUGGAGAGAAACUGGCGUGACGUGUCUGGCCAGUCACAGGGCCAGUCACAGGUCCCGUCGCAGCCACUUGAUGAGGUCAUGCCACCCGUGCAAGACGCAGUCCGCCCUAGUGCCAACCCUGCUCGUACUGUCCCAGCAGAGACAACUGUCCCCCACUCCUGCAUCAAGAGCUCACGGCCGGACCCCUUUUUGUCUCCCAGGCAUCGGCUCACUGUGGGUGCAAUGGGGUCGAUGCAGUCAAGCACAGACGCCUACUCCACGCCAACCCGCCCCUUGGAGCUGGCUUACCAGCUCCGCAAGCCGCACAUCAGUGCCAUCAAGCACUGCUCGGAGUCACUAGACUCGUGCGAGCUGGACUCACUCUGUUCGGAAGACCUCAUGUGCGACAGCCGGUACCUAGACGAUGACAUGUUCGACAGCAGGGACGACUCGUCUUGUCUGCUGAGCAGAAGCCUGAGUGUUGAAGAAGCUGCAGCCAUGCAUAGAACCCAGCACGUCGGCGUUGUGUCGAGCCGGGGUAGGGCAGUCAGCGUAGAUCAGGCGCAGCUGCUAGCAACAAACUACAGCCUAGAGAAAAGGGUCGGUGUGACCAGGGGCUUGUCGCCCUCCCCUUUGGCCUUGCCUUUAGGUAGACGAGGGGGACGGAGCUUCCCCGCCCACCCAGUGCCAGCCGAGCAGUGCCAGUCGCCAGUGGAGGAACUGCAUUCGCUCAUUUUCAGUUCUAGUUGCCGUGAUAUGGACAGAAACAAGAAUGGCAACGCCAACUGCUCCCGUGUUCGCUCCCAGAGUGGGGGCACUGGUCACCCCUUGCGACCCCCCAGAUGGCCCACUCUACCCCCCGACGAGGAGGGAGCAGUGCUGGUGGACGCCACACUGUACAGACACAUGAUCCAGGACAUGACAUCAGUCAAGACCAUGCUUCUUAAACUCAAGAGGGCGCUGCAGACAGUUGACAAUUCUUCUUCUCCAUUUGAACAUUCCAUGGGCCAAUUGAGUCCUUGCAGUAGUCUGCCCACCAGCCCCACCAGCGAGGCCAAUCCCAUACAGGAAGUCAUCAUCGAAGACCUGAAGGAGGAAAACGCCGUCCUUCGGAAGGAAGUCAGGAGUUUGCAAGAGCUUGUUGCAGACACACAGCAGCAGUUGACUGAGCUACAUGUACAGACACACACAAUAAAGCCAGCGCAAUGCAAUGUCAGUACUCAGGUCACCAGUCAAGCACAAUGCACCAGUGAAUCCACGGACCAAUCCAUUCAGGUUAAUUUACCGACAUCUUCUUUCCCUUCCAAAGCUCCGCCCACCUCCAGUCCGACACGUCGCAAAUGCAGGGCAGAAGUCAGUAAGAUAAAGGCUGCGUAUGAGGAAUAUAUUCGACUCCAUAGCCUCAAGGUAAGUGAAUUGGAGAAGGCAUCCAAUGGGACUUCCCUCCAGGGGAGUCCCCUAAAAGUAGGCCGCUCCCCAACCUCAUCCCCAGAGCCCUCGCUAUCCCAGCUACCAGAUUCGAUGGAAACAUCCCUACCCGAGAUCAGACAGCACCUUCAAGGCAGCAUCAGUCCACCCUCCAGCCAGGGAUCCCCAGAGAGGGUACAACCAAGAAAGGCCCUGAUGAGCAAGAUUCCCACGAGUCCUGUCAAGGAGGCCACAGUCAAGCUUUCCAACUGUCCAUCAGAUUCCCAACAUACCGAUACGGCAAGUAGCCAAGCAUCCCAAAUGAUGCCAUCCUCUCCAAGCCACAAGGGAACCACUGGAGGAACCAGUCAGAGAGCAGGUGGUUCCAAGAAGCAAGUUAGCAGAUCCAAGCUGACGCAGCCCACCUCCUACAAAUCCAAGUUAGCGGGAUCUCAGGACAGUCUCCUGUCCGAGGGGUCACAGCCAGAUGAAGGAAGCCAGCUCGCUGAGGAUCGGAGAGGAGGUCCCCUCAAGCGACAGUUGCCCCAGCCCCAGCAGCCCAGGAGCACGGGGAUUCCCCAGAAACAGCAGUCCAGGGGCCAGCAGGGGUCACUGGAGCUCCAGCAAAAAGGUAUGCAGGAGAUCAAUGGCAGCACCGAGGGAAUCCCCAAGCCUAAAGAGAUCCGCAUGAUGCCAAAUAGGCAGCUGACAGGGAAGGCUUCAGGUUUGCUCCCGAGGGGAUCUUCAGGGCAGGUCCAGAAGGAUAUCCAGCCACAGGUUGAGAAUGGCAGUCUGCUUCCAAAGAUCCCAUCACUUGUCCCGAUGGCCAAGGGUACCACUUCUGCAACUAAACAGGAGCAGGCUUUAGGCGGAAGAGUUGUCACCACCAGGCCAGCUGUCAUAGAUGCCAACUCCAACCCAGUCCCCAUGCAGAAUGGGGUUUCUACAAAGCCCUCUGGCCUGCAGCAACCACAGUCUGUCAAAAGAGUAGAACAAUCAGCCCCAAAAGCUGGUCCCAUCCCAACUGGUCAGUUUGCCCGCCGGAAGCAGUCACCACCAGGCUUGACUCGGGACUGCCCCUCCAGAUCUCCAGACAGACAAUCAUCUGAAGAGGAGCAGGCCACGCCACCAGCAUCUCCCAAGACCCGAGAGCAGCAGCAGCAGCAACCCCGAGGCAGCAGGAUUGCUAUGCCUGUCCGUGGCAGGGGUGCCAGCAAGCUACCUCGGGGCACUGGUAUCCCUACGAGGAGGGUCAACAACACUGAAAGAUGAAAGGUUUCAGGGUCAGAUAUCAAUUGUAGAGAGCAUUGGCACAGGUCAGACAACCCUUGGUUGUUGGAAUCAAAGGAGAGUGUAAAUAAGAUUCGUUAUUCAUCACGAAUUUGUGGAGAAAUUUUGUUGGCAUUUGUUCAUUCUCUUUUUCUGUCCAUGCAUGGCAUCCAAAAACCCUGCUCAAAGUCUCCUUCGGUUUUGAAAGCUCUCUUUUUUUCAGAAUCCCAUGGUACCUGGUCUCAAAGUUCCAAGCGUGCCAAAGUAAGUUUUUUUCAAGAAACUUCACAGAGAGCUACAUGUACAUGCAGAGAGUGCAACAAAACAAAUUGUCUCUGUGACUUGCACACUCGCACAUUCCAUUCUGUCCUCAUUAGGUGUUAAACAAAAGAGGGUUGUAGGCUCUACGGUGUGUCGCUGACAUUUUACUUUGGAAUGUACAUAUUGUAUUUGUGAAUAUUCAUGAUGUAGCACAAUGUAUAGUAAUUUAUCAAAGGUCUGAAAAUAUUGCAAAGUAAAUUAAUCCACUACAUACAAAUGAAAUAAAGCACUUACCUGUAAAAUUACUAUCAAGCAAAAACUGAUAUGAGAGUGCUUAUUGUACACUUUCUCUAGGGAACAUUUUUGCACAGAAAGUCAUGUGACAUAGAAGUACCAAAGUGAAUACGUCAUGCACACAAUUAGUGUGUAAAAGGCAUUAGCGCAGACCAGCGCGUGAACCAACACG